Messenger RNA from Lichtheimia ornata, 1773 nucleotides. RefSeq lists its product as uncharacterized. The record is from RefSeq and is a predicted model, not a curated record. NCBI's taxonomy places the organism in Eukaryota, Fungi, Mucoromycota, Mucoromycetes, Mucorales, Lichtheimiaceae. Bases 1 to 1773 code for a protein of 590 amino acids. Gene Ontology annotation, molecular function: protein binding. The transcript has 11 exons.
AUGCCAAUGUCGUCAAUGGAAUCAGAACCCACACGUACAACCCCUUCCCAUUCAACCACUGAACGUGUCAAGCGUUUCUUUGAUCAGCGAGAUUGGAAGUUUUAUUGUGCUCUUGCAGCUGGUGUCGGAUUGGUGGGUGCUGCAGGCGCGUACUACUAUUACUCGACAAUAUCUUCCGGUCGACGACGACCACGAUCACCUGCUGGCAAUCGCAAGUUCAAAGCUCCUGCUGCUGACAAGACGACAACACCGUUACCUACUGGAUAUGAGGAUAUGUCAUCGAGUGCCAUAGCCAACUUGAAUGAACAGCAACGUGCUGAAGCAGCCAAUGCACUCAAGCUAAAGGGCAACACCGAAUUUACAACCAAACACUGGGAUCGUGCAGCGGCAUUAUACACCAAGGCACUCGAAUUCAAAGAGGAUCCAGUAUACUACUCGAAUCGUGCUGCUUGCUUUGCCAACUUGGGCGAGACCGAUCGUGUACUUGAGGAUUGCAACAAAGCGCUCACCUUGAAUCCAUUAUACAUCAAAGCAGUGUAUCGACGUGCACAUGCAUUGGAAUUGAAAGAAGAAUUGGAGGCGGCGUUGUAUGAUUUCACGUGUGUUUGUAUAUUGGAUGGGUUCAGAAACGAAGCUGCUGCCAAAGCCAUGGAAAGCCUACUCAAAAGGGUGUCUGCUGCUAAAGCUGCCGAGUUGAUCAAGACAAAGAAUCCAAAAUUACCCUCUUCAGCUUUUGUGGGUGCUUACUUUGAUUCAUUUCGUCCUGAUGCAUCUCGUCCUUUGGCAGUGGCAUCACCUAACGAGGAAACGGCGGAUGGGUAUUAUUCAAAGACAUGUGACGCCAUGAAACACAAGCGCUACGAGGAAGCACUCAAGGCGUGUGAACGAGCCAUUGACGCUGGGUGCUCCGAGGCCUAUCUUGCACAUGCGCUCAACAUUAAGGGAACGUUCUUGUUCUUGAAAGGCGACACGGAAGGUGCUCUCACGUGCUUUAACCGAUCUAUUGACAUCGAUCCCAAAUAUGUGCAAAGCUAUAUCAAACGAUCGAGCGUGUAUAUGGAGCAAGGCAACGUACCUGAGGCCUUCAAACAAUUUGACGAGGCAUUAUCCAUAAGUGCUUCCAACCCGGAUAUUUACUAUCAUCGCAUGCUGAAAAAAGGAGCAUAUAGUGGUCAGAUCAAUUUCAUUUGCGGCAAAUUUGAGGAUGCAGCCAAGGAUUACAGUGAAAGCAUCAAGCUUGAUGACACGUUUGUUUAUGCAUAUAUCCAAUUGGGCGUGGCACAAUACAAGAGCGGAUCAACGGAUGCAUCGACAGCGACAUUCAACCGUGCAUUGACUCUCUUUCCACAUUCAUCGGAUCUACACAACUAUUAUGGUGAAUUGCUUGCUGAUCAGCAAAAGCUACCCGAAGCGUUGGAGAUGUUUACCAAAGCGAUCGAACUCGACUCAAGUAGUCCAUUACCCUACGUGAACAAGGCCAUGCUUAUGUAUCAAUCGGUGGGAGAUGUUAAGCAAGCAAUUGACUUGUGCAAAAAGGCCUUGGAUGUGGAUCCCGCGUGUGAUGCAGCAGUAGCGUCGCUUGCACAAAUGUUGCUUGAACAAGGAGAACCAGAAGAAGCGUUACGCUAUUAUGAAACGGCAAUUGAUCUCGCACGUACAGAGGCUGAAUUACAACAUGCAAUCUCCUACGUCGAAGCUACGAAGGCACAAGUCAGAUUCACACAAGAUUAUCCACAAGCAUCAUCACGUCUUGAGAAAUUGAGGAAACAUUGA